GGCUCCAAGCGGCCGGCGGCACGGACGCACCGAGGGAGCGGGAGGACGAGGCCGCGGACGUUUUGCUGAGGAGCCGAGCCGUGCCGUGGCGCCGGGAGCCGUCCGGACCUGUGGGUGAGGAAGCGGGGAGUCCGGCGAGGCAGGAGAAGGAGUGGGGCCGGGAGGCGGUGGUCUGAGAGUCCGGCCACAGAUAAGGGACCAAAAUGACUGACUCAAAGUAUUUCACCACGACCAAGAAAGGGGAGAUCUUCGAGCUGAAGGCAGAGCUCAACAGUGACAAGAAGGAGAAGAAGAAGGAGGCGGUAAAGAAAGUGAUUGCAUCAAUGACCGUGGGCAAAGAUGUCAGUGCCCUCUUCCCCGACGUGGUGAACUGUAUGCAGACAGACAAUCUGGAGCUGAAGAAGCUGGUGUACUUGUAUUUGAUGAACUAUGCCAAGAGUCAGCCCGACAUGGCCAUCAUGGCUGUCAACACCUUUGUGAAGGAUUGUGAGGAUCCCAAUCCCCUGAUCCGGGCCCUGGCUGUGCGGACCAUGGGCUGCAUCCGCGUUGACAAGAUCACAGAGUACCUGUGUGAGCCACUCCGGAAGUGCCUGAAGGAUGAGGACCCGUACGUGCGCAAAACAGCAGCUGUGUGUGUCGCCAAGCUGCAUGACAUCAACGCCCAGCUGGUAGAGGACCAGGGCUUCCUGGACACCCUUAAAGACCUCAUCUCUGACUCAAACCCCAUGGUGGUGGCAAACGCAGUGGCUGCCCUCUCAGAGAUCGCUGAGUCUCACCCCAGCAGCAACCUGCUUGAUCUGAACCCACAGUCCAUUAAUAAGCUGCUGACAGCCCUGAACGAGUGCACCGAGUGGGGCCAGAUCUUCAUCCUCGACUGCCUGGCCAACUAUACACCCAAGGAUGACCGGGAGGCCCAGAGCAUCUGCGAGCGGGUCACCCCCAGGCUCUCCCACGCCAACUCUGCUGUGGUGCUGUCUGCUGUGAAGGUGCUGAUGAAGUUCAUGGAGAUGUUGUCCAAGGACCUGGACUACUAUGGCACGCUGCUCAAGAAGCUGGCCCCACCCCUGGUCACGCUGCUGUCGGCCGAGCCGGAGCUGCAGUACGUGGCCCUGCGCAACAUCAACCUCAUUGUGCAGAAAAGGCCUGAGAUCCUGAAGCACGAAAUGAAGGUCUUCUUUGUGAAAUACAAUGACCCCAUCUACGUGAAGCUGGAGAAGCUGGACAUCAUGAUCCGUCUGGCCUCCCAGGCCAACAUUGCCCAGGUCCUGGCGGAGCUGAAAGAGUAUGCAACAGAGGUGGAUGUGGACUUCGUACGGAAGGCUGUGCGAGCCAUUGGGCGCUGUGCCAUCAAGGUGGAGCAAUCUGCAGAGCGCUGUGUGAGCACACUGCUCGAUCUCAUCCAGACCAAGGUCAACUACGUGGUCCAGGAAGCCAUUGUGGUCAUCAAGGACAUCUUCCGCAAGUACCCCAACAAGUAUGAGAGUGUGAUCGCCACACUGUGUGAGAACCUGGACUCCCUGGAUGAGCCUGAGGCCCGGGCCGCCAUGAUUUGGAUUGUGGGCGAGUACGCCGAGCGAAUUGACAAUGCCGACGAGCUGCUGGAGAGCUUCCUGGAGGGCUUCCAUGAUGAGAGCACCCAGGUUCAGCUACAGCUACUAACAGCCAUCGUGAAACUCUUUCUGAAGAAGCCGACAGAGACCCAGGAGCUGGUGCAGCAGGUCCUCAGCUUGGCCACUCAGGACUCUGAUAACCCAGACUUGCGGGACCGUGGCUACAUCUAUUGGCGUCUGCUCUCCACGGACCCAGUGGCUGCCAAGGAGGUGGUGUUGGCUGAGAAGCCACUCAUCUCUGAAGAGACGGACCUCAUUGAGCCCACAUUGCUGGACGAGCUCAUCUGCUACAUUGGCACCCUGGCCUCCGUCUACCAUAAGCCUCCCAGCGCCUUUGUGGAGGGGGGCCGGGGCGUUGUGCACAAGAGCCUGCCACCACGCACUGCCUCGAGUGAGAGCACCGAGAGCCCUGAGACUGCCCCUGCCGGAGCACCCUCUGGUGAACAGCCGGAUGUCAUCCCCACCCAGGGCGACCUGUUGGGUGACCUCCUCAACUUGGACCUCGGCCCCCCAGUAGGUGGCCCACCUCUGGCCACCUCCUCAGUGCAGAUGGGAGCCGUAGACCUUCUUGGUGGAGGCCUCGACAGCUUGAUGGGGGAUGAGCCUGAAGGGAUUGGGGGCCCCAAUUUUGUGGCACCCCCAGCAGCAGCAGUCCCACCAAACCUAGGAACAUCCAUGGGCAGUGGUCUGAGUGACCUCUUCGACUUGACCAGUGGCGUGGGCACGCUGUCGGGAUCGUAUGUGGCCCCCAAAGCAGUGUGGCUCCCAGCCAUGAAGGCCAAGGGGUUGGAGAUUUCAGGUACUUUCACCCGCCAGGUGGGUUCCAUCUCCAUGGACCUGCAGCUGACCAACAAGGCAUUACAGGUCAUGACCGACUUUGCCAUCCAGUUCAACCGCAACAGCUUCGGCCUGGCCCCUGCUGCCCCCCUCCAGGUCCACGCACCACUCAGCCCCAACCAGACUGUGGAGAUAUCCCUGCCUCUCAACACGGUGGGCUCGGUCAUGAAGAUGGAGCCUCUGAACAACCUCCAGGUGGCUGUGAAGAACAACAUUGACGUCUUCUACUUCAGCACUUUGUAUCCACUGCACAUCCUCUUUGUGGAGGAUGGGAAGAUGGACCGGCAGAUGUUCCUGGCCACGUGGAAGGACAUUCCCAAUGAAAAUGAAGCCCAGUUCCAGAUCAGAGACUGCCCCCUCAAUGCGGAGGCUGUGAGCAGCAGGCUACAGAGCAGCAACAUCUUUACGGUCGCCAAGAGGAAUGUGGAGGGCCAGGACAUGCUCUACCAGUCCCUGAAGCUGACCAACGGCAUCUGGGUGCUGGCGGAGCUGCGCAUCCAGCCGGGCAAUCCCAGCUUCACGGACUUGGAGCUGUCCCUGAAAUGUCGAGCACCAGAGGUGUCCCAACACGUGUACCAGGCCUACGAGACCAUCCUCAAGAACUGAGGCCCCAACCAGUGCCCACCCCGGCCUUCUGCCAGCCCCAACAAGGAGCCCCCUGGGAGUGGCAGCACCUCCUUCCUGGAGACACUGAGCAAGGCUCUUGGACACCACGGAGUUCCCUGGUCCUGACUGCCGGGCCCACCUGGGUCCUCAGGGCAGGUUAGCAUUCCUCCUGGAGUGAAAUCUCAGUGUACCCCUGUGCCUGGGGACUCCCCUCUUCCGUUGCUGCUGACAGUUAGGGUCAGGUGAGGAGGGGACCAAAGGAAACAGAGCCAGAGAGGCCACAGAAGCUGAUCAGGCAGACCCAGGGUUUUCUCUUCCUUUUCCUGACCAGUUCCUGAAGGGCGAGUGUGUGGCUCCCUCUUCGGGCUCCUGGCCUGGGAAGCCCCUGCCCCUGAGUCUCUCUUGGGUCAGUGUUAGAGGGCCUCCCCAUUAUCUGCUCUCAGGCC
Molecule: messenger RNA, 3499 nt
Organism: Lontra canadensis (Northern American river otter)
Lineage: Eukaryota; Metazoa; Chordata; Mammalia; Carnivora; Mustelidae
Gene: AP1B1
Product: adaptor related protein complex 1 subunit beta 1
Exons: 23
Coding region: 204-3053 (949 amino acids)
Biological process (GO): vesicle-mediated transport; intracellular protein transport
Cellular component (GO): clathrin adaptor complex; membrane coat
Molecular function (GO): clathrin binding
Source: RefSeq, a predicted model, not a curated record